This is a messenger RNA of Diachasma alloeum, 1782 nucleotides long. RefSeq lists its product as uncharacterized. The record is from RefSeq and is a predicted model, not a curated record. The transcript has 3 exons. Bases 27 to 827 code for a protein of 266 amino acids. NCBI's taxonomy places the organism in Eukaryota, Metazoa, Arthropoda, Insecta, Hymenoptera, Braconidae.
ACCAGCCCACCAUACACACAACAAACAUGAAGGCCUUUAUUGUGUUCGCUUGCUUGGCUGUGGCGACGGCCCGCGCUGGACUCGCCCACGGAGGAUACGGUGGCUACGGAGGUUACGGAGGUAACGGAGCUGCCCUCGGAGGACACGGUGGCGCUGGAUUCAGCGGUGGUCUCGCUGCUGGUGCUGGCACUGCCAACUCCCUCCAGGGUGGUGCAUCCAGCUUGGGAUCAGGUGGUCUUGGGGCUAGUUACGCUGCUGGUGCUGCCGCUGCCGCUGGUGCCGCAGGAGUACAGCAGAUCGUAUCUGGUGGAGUUAUCGGAGGAAGAUCAGACAUUGGACCAGCUGAGGGACCAAAGGCCAACGUUGGACCCCAGAGCGGACCAUCUGACCUCGUAGGACCACAGGAGGGAGCCAAAUCCGUUGGAGGACCACGUACCGGACCAUCCAGCCUUGUUGGACCAGCUGCCGGACCAUCCACCCUCGUCGGACCAUCCCAGGGAACCGCCACCCUCGUAGGACCAUCCCAGGCCACUGCUAACCUCGUCGGACCAAGCUACGGUGGUGUUGCUUUCUACGCCGGAUCCGGUGGAAUCAACGGUGACGACGGUAGCUCUGGCGUUGCUGCUGCUGCUGCUCCCGGAGGCGGUGCUGGAGGUUUCGGUGGUGCUGGUGCCAUCGCUGUGAUCGGUGGUGGUCCAGGAAUUGCCGGUGGAAUCGGUGGACACGAUGCCGGUGUUGCUGUGAUCAACGGACCAUCUGGUGCCAUCCACGCUGGACUCGGCUCCCACGGUGCCAUCAUCCCCGGCGGAUACGGCAAACACUACUAAACAGUCUUCCCCACCCCAGCGAUCUCGGUUCGGCGACGGCGGCGAAACUUACCACGACCUGCACUGGUCAUAUUAAACAGUAUCCUCAAAGCGCGUACGUCUUCUUCCCAAAGCUUCAAUACCAAUCGAACGGAGCCAAUGGUUAUCAAGGAGUAGUCAAGUUGGACAGUCAAGUCAUGUAGUGAGACAGUCAGCCCCAAAGGUUAAUGCCGAUCCACGUAGUUCAUCGCGCAACAUCAACAAAUUUAGCCAAAUAACAUCAGUCAUGGAUGGGCAGAGAGAGAGGCACCAAUGUGGAUUAAGCUUUGACGCUUUAACGAAUCGGGACCAUUCUGGGAUUGUGUUCUAUUUUAACGAACAUCCAUCUGUUUGGCCACCAAUUUAGCACCUCAACAUCAAUCAUCAAUGAAUUUUUUUUUUAAUUUUUAUAUUACCAACUUGUAACAUCUUAAGGCCGACAAUCUCACUCGCAUAUACUAUCCCUUGAUGGACAACUGGCGUUCAUACAGAGCGAUCAGUUAUCCACCAGUUGUUAUACUCACUGCCGCACCCAAGCAUACAUAUUUUUUAUUACAUACUCGUCCAUGUCUUCUUCUUUUUUAUAUAUACUAUACCUACUACUUCUUUAUCUUCACAUAUAUUAUGCAUUUACACACGAGCGCAUAAUCUCACAUGCAUUUCAUGUGUAUAAUCGUGUAUUGUGCACAUAUACAAUGCUCAGUUGAUGGAGAUCGGUAGGUUGUGGUAGGUCAAGCCGUUACCCGUGAAGUUAAUACAAUGUACAUAGAUGGCGCGCCGCCGCCGGCAACUCGACCCCGCCCGCCCUCGUCAUACCCUUUCUAUGCGAUCACGACUAGCACCCCACCACCACCAUAGAUAGAUACCACGUAUUUAUAGCGUUUAUACAUUUAUACAAUACUUUAUAUAAAAUAAAGCAUCAGUAUUUAAAACUCAA